CUCCUUCACAAUCACCAAAUCUUCAUAUCUCACUACCGAAACAAGAACACUGAACCCUAACUCUUCUUCAAGCUUAGUUUAUUCACAAUCAUAGCCAUGGCAGGAGUUAAGUUGGUCAGCCUUUUCAUGGUCUGCAUGGUGAUUGCACCAAUGGUUACCGAAGCCAUAUCCUGCGGUCAGAUAAGUGGGGCGCUGGCUCCAUGCAUGAACUACCUGAAGGGACAAGGAAGCCUCCCAGCAGCAUGCUGCAGUGGGGUUAAAUCCAUCAACAGCGCUGCUCAAACCACACCUGACCGCCAAGCUGCAUGCAACUGCUUGAAAAACGCCGCCGGUGGCAUUCCCGGGAUCAACCAGAAUCUGGCCGGCGGUCUCCCUGGAGCUUGCGGUGUUAGCAUUCCCUACAAGAUCAGCAUGUCCACCAACUGCGCUAGCGUCAAGUGAAGUGGGAACAUGGUGGGGACCUUUAUGGCAGAAAAGAAAGAGAGAGUAGUAAUAUGGGAUAAUGAGAAGAAUAAAAGGGGUGCUUGUAGCUAAUAGUACUCCGUUAGAUGAGAGCCAGUGUAGCUCUUUCUUGUCUAGUUGUCUUAUUACUCUUGUUAAAGUCUUCUCGUGUCUGUAAUAUGUUUUUGUUAUUUGGUACUUUAUCUCAUAUCUAUUGUUAAGUUAUAUCCAAUAUUUUCUUUAUUUUGCUUUAA
This is a messenger RNA of Mercurialis annua (annual mercury), 695 nucleotides long. Its product is annotated as non-specific lipid-transfer protein 1-like. The record is from RefSeq and is a predicted model, not a curated record. The transcript has 2 exons. The coding region runs from base 97 to 441 and encodes 114 amino acids. Gene Ontology annotation, molecular function: lipid binding. NCBI's taxonomy places the organism in Eukaryota, Viridiplantae, Streptophyta, Magnoliopsida, Malpighiales, Euphorbiaceae. Gene Ontology annotation, cellular component: membrane. Gene Ontology annotation, biological process: lipid transport.